AAUCUUUGGUAGGCCUCGCCGAUGCGUUUUCGUUUCGACCAAUGCGUUCCUUUUCCUUCCUGUCGGCCUAGUUUUUUUCCGCCACGAGCCAUCGAAGCCUACAGAUUCGUAACGGGGUUUGCCUGGGUCAAGUUAUAACUUAGAAUACCUAGCAAGUGAUCCGUGUGAUCAUUAAGUUAUAAGGAAAAGCAUAAGACUUUAUUAGUUUUGUAAAGUGGUUGAAAAAAUUGAAAAUCGACGUCGACGACGGAUAUCAAGAGAACGACUGCAUACCGGCAAACAAAGAAACCUUCUUUGAGAACAAUUUAUCCUCUCUUUAGUUAGCUAUGAGUCAUGUGGCCGUCGAUAAUGUACACGGUCUAGACCAGCAGCUUGCUGGUCUAGACUUGAACUCGGCCGACCUGCAGGGCGGAGGCACUGGCCGACGUUACAUUCCACCCCACCUACGGAACAAGGAGAUCGGCAAGAAUGAUUCCCCUGGAUGGGAUGGAGGUCGCUCCAACGGCUUUGUGAAUGGCUACCAUGACAACCGCAUGAAUGGGGGUCGCGGCGGCUUCGAUGGUCGUGGCGGUGCCAUGCGUCAGGACCGCGGUGGCGGCCGUGGCGGAUUCCGUGGCAGAGGUGGAAGCACCUACAACCCUGUUCAGCCCAUGCCAAACGCUGGAUUCGGCAACGACAAUGGUGGUGGCUGGAACGUCCAGAAGGACGCUUACAGCAGCUUCGCUAACCGCAGCGACCGCGGCAAGUCUGCUUUCGACCGCAGCUCCACAAGGGGAAGGUAUGAGCGCGGAGGCUUUGGUGGUGGUGGUGGUGGAAACAGUCGCUGGGUGGAGGACAGCAGAGAGGAAGAGGACUGGUCCAAACCCCUCUCUCGCAACGAGCGCACGGAGAAUGAGCUCUUCGCUGGUGGCAACACCGGAAUCAAUUUUGAGAAAUAUGAUGACAUUCCAGUGGAGGCAACAGGACACGACAGUCCCAGCCCCAUCAGCGAUUUCCAAGAUGUGGAGAUGGGAGAGAUCAUCAUGGGCAACAUAGCUCUGAGCCGCUACACGCGCCCCACCCCCGUGCAGAAGCACGCCAUCCCCAUCAUCAAGAACAAGAGAGACCUGAUGGCCUGCGCACAGACAGGUUCUGGGAAGACUGCUGCGUUCCUGCUGCCAGUGCUGAGCCAGAUCUAUACUGAGGGCCCAGGAGAGGCUCUGCAGGCCGCCAAGAACAGCGCCCAGGACAACGGAAGAUACGGCCGGCGUAAGCAGUACCCUCUGGCCCUGAUCCUGGCCCCCACCAGAGAGCUGGCUCUUCAGAUCUACGACGAGGCCCGGAAGUUUGCGUACCGUUCCCGUGUGCGUCCGUGCGUGGUGUACGGAGGAGCGGACAUCGGCCAGCAGAUCCGCGAGCUGGAGCGUGGCUGUCACCUGCUGGUGGCCACGCCUGGCCGUCUGGUGGACAUGAUGGAGAGAGGAAAAAUUGGCAUGGACCACUGCUGUUACCUGGUGCUGGACGAGGCUGACCGCAUGUUGGACAUGGGUUUCGAGCCGCAGAUCCGGCGCAUCGUGGAGCAGGACACCAUGCCCCCCAAGGGGGUGCGCCAGACCAUGAUGUUCAGCGCUACCUUCCCCAAAGAGAUCCAGAUCCUGGCGCGGGACUUCCUGGAAGACUACAUCUUCCUGGCGGUGGGGCGCGUGGGCUCCACCUCAGAGAACAUCACCCAGAAGGUGGUGUGGGUGGAGGAGGGCGACAAGAGGUCCUUCCUGCUCGAUCUGCUUAACGCCACAGUCAUACCCAGCGAGGUCCAGGACCAAACUGGGGAGAACCUUGCAAAGCCUGGUAAGGAGUCUUUGACGCUGGUGUUCGUGGAGACCAAGAAGGGAGCGGACGCCCUGGAGGACUUCCUGUACCGCGAGGGCUACGCCUGCACCAGUAUCCAUGGCGACCGCUCCCAGAGGGACCGCGAGGAGGCGCUGCACCAGUUCCGCUCCGGCCGCUGCCCCAUCCUGGUGGCCACAGCAGUGGCUGCGAGAGGACUGGACAUUCCUCACGUCAAGCACGUCAUCAACUUCGACCUUCCCAGUGACAUUGAGGAGUACGUCCAUCGUAUUGGCCGCACAGGCAGAGUAGGAAACCUUGGCCUGGCCACCUCGUUCUUCAACGAUAAGAACAGCAACAUCACCAAAGACCUGCUGGACCUGGUGGUGGAAGCCAAGCAGGAGGUGCCGUCCUGGCUGGAGAGCCUGGCCUUCGAGCACCAGCACAAGAGCAGCAGCAGGGGACGCUCCAAGGGAAGGUUCUCUGGCGGCUUCGGAGCGAGGGACUACAGGCAGACCAGCGGAGGAGCCGGAGGAAGCAGCUUCGGUAGCCGUGGCACCCGCGGCGCUGGCAGCCACAGCGGCAACCGAGGAUUUGGCGGCGGUAAGGGUGGCUUUGGAAACUUCUACAGCAACGACGGCUAUGGUGGAAGCUACAACCAGCAGCAAUCAGUUGACUGGUGGGGCAACUGAUUCGACCAACUUUUACCCCCUCCUUAUUCAGAACACCUAGCUGACCUGAUCCCCUGGCCCCUUCUUCCUCCACCACCCCUUUGAACCACCACUCCACACCAGUUCACGGGCUGAUCCAGCCACCACCACCCCCCCCACACAUAAUUGAAUGGGAACCACAUGAUGCCCCAGAAGAGAAUAACCAUGUGUUUUCACAUCAGAACCCUCUUUGUAUAUUAUCAAGUGAGAUUCUUUGUGUUGACUUCUUCGGGAGACGAGGAAGUGGCUGGCUAGCAUGAAGAAAACAUAAGGAAAAAAAAAACAUAUCUGCACAUUGCUUGUCAAGAGGAUGACCUCUUUUUCUUUCUUUUUUUGCUUGGGGUGUUCCGUGGCACAAAAGGUGAAUGAUUUAAAGUCUGAGGUUGUUCGUUGUUUGUAAGACAAAGAAUCACUUGAUAAUGUACUGUUCUUUUUUACGUUUUCCUUAAUUUGAGUAACAUCCGUUCUCUUUUUUUUUUUUUUUUUUUCCAAAAUGCUGUAUUCACUGGCAACAGACUAUACACUCAUUUUUCCUUUUAAAUAUAUCUUUGCGUAACAACGUCAAAUAAUUGAGCUCGUAUCAAAUCAAACCUUGGCAAAUGUUUUGUGAGAUAAUGACUCCAGCCAGUCGUUGUUCCAUUUUGAACUUCAAAUUUUGUUAGCCAUCCUGUGGUGCCAUCAUAGGCGUUUCCUUCUGGGAAAUGGGAGAUAGCUUGCAAAAUGCAUUUCAAAAUAAGAUUUAAUCAGUUGACUCAUUUCUUUAAAAAGAAUACCCAACAGAUUUCUUUGAACUAGCCAUUCCAGUUUGUUUUGUUUUUGUUUCUCAGUCAUUUAAAAAAGAUCUCCAUUUGUUUACAGAGCUGCAAAAGCACUUGAUGCUUGAACUUAACAGCCAUUCAACCAGAGGCUGCUGGUUUGUUUAAAAAAAAAAAACAAGGAAAAAAACUAGCACGGAUGGUUUGUUAUUUAAGUAGUGCAUUCUUACUUGAACUGUAUAAAAAAAUGCAAUAGACUUGGAAGUUAAAAAUAUAUAUAUAUUAUAUUUCUUAAUCACACAGAGGUUGGUAUUGUAAAUGAACGCGCCAUAUUUGCAAAAGUGGAAUGGCUACUGGUGGCGAAGAAGUAGUAGAGUGCGUCACUGCAGCUCCUUACUGCUGGUCCCAUGCUAGUGUUUUUUGGUCAAGAGGGUGAGGUUUUUUUUGUUUUUUUCUCAAAUAUUCUCACUACACAAUCACUUUUUUUUUUUUUUGGCAAGCUGCGUUUAAACUGAAAUGAAAGGAGGCCUAGGCUUAGUUAUAGGAAGACUGUGCCUGCUCAGCACCGGAGCAAGGCUGGACGGCCCCAGUUUUUCUUCUCCAUCUCUUGAAGUCGUCCGAAAGGGCUGAGAUGUCGGCGGUAUGAACGAACGAACGUGCACAACCGGACUUAGAGGCGAAGUUGUUCUUGGUUGUAAAGUAAUUUCUUUUAAGCCAGGAUAUGACUGCUGUGUUUCCACCGCCGAGUGGGUGGGUGCUGUUAUCAUUCUUAAUUCCUGACUGUUCCAAUCCCCGUACUGACUGUGCUUUCUGGCAGCUAAUGUAAGGAAAUGAGUUGUGUGGCUGCAGUGUACUGCGGAGACAUCGGUGGCUAAGGGGAAUGAUUAUUGGGGGGGGUAGGGUCCUUCACCGCACCCCCCUCGACAAGUGGCAUCUUUCUCAAGGAGAAAGCUAUUUGGGAGUGGGCAUGAACAGUCUUUUCUUUGACUGAAGUGCAAUAGAUUCACUUUCAAACUGUGUUGUGCCUUGACAUUUCAGAUGAAGUUAAAAAAAAAAAACAUUCUUAGCCCAACAAUCAGUGCACUGACAGCAUUGUGGUAACGACUUAACGUGACUCUUCGAGUUUGGGCUGUGUUCUCUUACAUUAAAUCCUUUUGAGUUUUAGUUGAAAAAGAAAAGGUAUUUUAUUGCACCUGUGCAGUUUUAUAGAUGUCUCAUACAUGUACUUGUGUGUAAAAGAUUGCGCAGACGCAGCUUGUUUACAAGAGGUUAUGGUUCUCAGUAUUUUUUUUUUUUUUUUUUAUACCUGGGUUUGUUUUUGGGACCAGGGAAUUGGCAGUGGAGAAUUUAGCCAUUUGCACAGAUAACUAGAUUCUACUUUUGCUGCUAGGCUGUGUAAUUUAUUAAGCAUUUUUGAAAAGUAUUUAUUUUUAUAUGCCUAAAAAAGUGAUACUUUCGAUAAACUUGACCAAAAGACGGUAAAAACACUGGCACUUGAAUGUUAGUCACCUGAGUGAUAGUUGUUUUACGGAAAUAGUGUGAGGAGUGAGUGUCAACUAUUUGGCUUUGAGUGCAUUUUGGCUAAGUGUGCAUUUUGAUCGAAUUUAAAUUGGCUGUCAAAAUUUGAAAGAAAAUACCAUAAUACCAUGCCAAGGUUUGGACAGAAAAAAAGUUAAAACAGUACAUUUUGUCAGUGACUUUCUUUUCUUUUCAUUUUUUAAAAAAUAUAUAAAGCCCUUUCCCCCUACCCUACCUCCUUGUUAUGACUGGCUCGUGAGUAUGUGGAAACAUGUGGUGUGUACUAUAUAUAUAUAAUGUUGGAAUAGAUUUUUUUGGGCAUCUUGGAAGGAUGUGUCUCAUAAGGGAUGCAUCUAGGAAGGGUGCGUUUCAGAAGGAUGCGUCCUGUGAAGGACGAGUCCUUAUUGUGUUUUUUUUGGUACUCUAGAAGCCAAGUGAGAAUUUUUAUUGGCCUUCUCACCGCCAGUAGUGGUUAGCGAUUGCUUUAUGUAGCAGUGUAGAUACUGUGCACUACAUAAAGACAACUUGUCAAUUGUAAAAUUUUACUUCAUUAAAAAAAGACAUUGCAAAUAUA
This is a messenger RNA of Engraulis encrasicolus (European anchovy), 5363 nucleotides long. It is a transcript of the gene ddx3xb, whose product is annotated as DEAD-box helicase 3 X-linked b. The transcript is spliced from 19 exons. Gene Ontology annotation, molecular function: RNA helicase activity; RNA binding; ATP binding. Gene Ontology annotation, cellular component: nucleus; P granule. Lineage: Eukaryota; Metazoa; Chordata; Actinopteri; Clupeiformes; Engraulidae. The coding region runs from base 327 to 2498 and encodes 723 amino acids. Gene Ontology annotation, biological process: gamete generation; cell differentiation. The record is from RefSeq and is a predicted model, not a curated record.